Carassius carassius (crucian carp) is the source of this 1593-nucleotide messenger RNA. RefSeq names its product leukotriene B4 receptor 1. The record is from RefSeq and is a predicted model, not a curated record. NCBI's taxonomy places the organism in Eukaryota, Metazoa, Chordata, Actinopteri, Cypriniformes, Cyprinidae. Gene Ontology annotation, biological process: G protein-coupled receptor signaling pathway. The transcript has 5 exons. The coding region runs from base 1 to 1224 and encodes 407 amino acids. Gene Ontology annotation, molecular function: leukotriene receptor activity. Gene Ontology annotation, cellular component: membrane.
AUGGGCAUGUCUAGUCGAACAGGAAACAAGUUGAGAUAUGGAUCACAUUAUGCAGUCUCCAGUCUGCACUUUGGUUACAUAUCAUUUUGCUGGUGCCAUUUUGGAGUCGAGAGUUUCUCAGACCGAGUUUUGUUCUCUAAGAAGGAACCACUCUCCUCUCGCACUCCUUCUCAUACCAUGUCAGUCCACUUUCUCACCAAUACCACCAGCUCUGGGACAAACAAUAUCACAGCAGUGAGAGGCAGUGCUGUAUCAAUUUCAGGGGCUCUGAUCCUCUGCCUUUUUCUACCAAUUGGUGUCUUUGGAAACCUCUUGAUCAUUUGGAGCAUCCUGGCUCGAACCCGCCACCGUUCCAUCACAACCCUCCUGAUUUUAAACCUCGCCUUUGCGGAUGGAUUCUUGAUGCUUUUGAUACCUUUUUUCAUUGUUUAUUUGUUAAAACGCAACUGGGUUUUUACCCUGCCACUGUGCAAGAUUCUGCUGUACCUCUGCAGUGCCAACAUGUACGCUUCAAUAUUUCUGAUAACGCUAAUGAGUUUGCACAGGAUGAUGGCUGUGGUGUUGUGGAACCAUGCUGGUGUCCUGACAGACCGGAGGGCGAUUAUUCGGGUGUUGGUGGGACUGUGGAUUUUUGCUCUCGGCAUAUCAAUACCCAACUCUGUUUUCUGGACCACUUUCAGGAGUGAGCAAGAACCAACAUUUUUAAUGUGUGUUUGUAAACAUCCACAGCCACGAGAUGUGAUACUGCAGCAUUGUUUGGAAAUUGUGCUGGGAUUCUUGAUGCCGUAUGGGCUGAUCAUUAGCAGUUACAUGUGUAUCCUGUGCAGAAUUCGAAGGACACGGUUUCGUAGGCACAUCCGAAGUGAGAAACUCAUCAUGCUUAUCGUCAUCACCUUCGGCUUGACCUGGCUUCCUUUCCACACCAUGAAUAUGGUGGAGAUUGCAAGGACUUUUCUCCCAGAAGAUUCCCAUGCAAAAGCCAGACUAGAUCAAAUCUGGUUUUCAUUUCGAGGCCUUACCUCCACUAUCACCUUCAUCAGCAGCUGCAUAAACCCUGUUCUCUACACCUUUGCUGGAAAGCCAUACAUUAAACGUGAAGGUCUGGCUUUCAUGGCAAGGCUCUUUGAGGGCUCAAGGAUCGAGUCCAUUAGAAAGAGUCGGCAGAAUCAGCAAAAUCAGGAUCAAGAGGAGAAAGAAGAGGUUGAUCAUCUAAAAGACAUAUGAUUUAACUUGCUUGCAUGCCGAUUUAAACAUUUAAGAAAGGGGAAGGGACAUGUUGGGCUUGUUUUUGGGUCUUGGUAUUUUUCUUUAUUUGUACAGUUAUGGUUUAGACUGAAUGAUGCUGUUAAUGUCAAACAAAAGGAUAAGUUCACUUAAGUGAAUUUACAGAACCACUUUCUUUAAGAUAACUUUAAUUUUGUUUGAUAAUUUGUUAUAUAAUGCAAAGAAAUGUUUAACUGGCUCAAGUGUCCAAAUAUUUUUGGGGGGUUAAUGUAAAUCUCAAAGAGUUGGUUUAGGUUUUGUCAAGUAGAGGGCACCACACAACAGAGAGACAAAAGCCUAUGCAAACAACUCAGAAAGAGUCUAGUAGUG